AGAGAGAGAGAGGAAGUGAUGGUGUGAUAAUCAGAGUGGUACCUGUCUGUCAGUCCCCCAUUAUUCAGUCCAUUUCAAGCCAAACAGUCUGAAGAGAAGUCCAGAAUUCGUGGAGAGAUAAGUCAUGAUGUCUGAUUCCAGGGUAUCAGCGGCUAUUCAGGAGUGGGUGAGUUCAUACUCGGGUCAGUCCAGUGGUGCGACCCUGAGUCCUGUCCCUCCCCACCAGACUGCACCGAACAGCCAGAUGACUCAGAUGGACAUGAUCUCGUACAGCCAGUCUCAGGGGCUCAUAAGGGGGGGAAUUGAUGACAGAGUGGCUGAGCAAAUGAUGGGACUUUCGUACCUACCAUACACAACGACCUGUCUCAGCAACACCUCCAACUCAGGAAGUACAAACCACCAGAGCCAUGCCAGCACUCAGCAGGACUUCUCGCCCUUCUUGCUGCCUACUCUGCGUGCCCCAGUGACCAAGAGAAGCAUCAGCAAGGACAGUGAAGAGUACCGCCAGAGACGUGAGAGGAACAACAUCGCAGUGAGGAAGAGCCGGGACAAGGCCCGAAGGAGGAUCAUGAUGACCCAGCAAAGGGCCAUGCAGCUGCAGGAGGAAAACCAGAAGCUGCAGAUGAGGAUAGGACAGCUCACGCAGGAGCUGGAAACUAUGAAACAUAUCCUGUCACAGAGGCACCUGCACGGAGCCGAAGAUGGAGGAUCUGCAGAGUCCAACGUCUGAACAGAGAAACACAUUCACACUUACAACAGUUAUUAUUAGCGUGUGCAGGUAGGCCUCCAGACAAAAGCCUAACUGUGGAUUUUUUACAUUUCCACUAAUAUUUGUGAUAAAUUGAGAAAUGAAAAGGUGCUCUUCAUGGUGCACUUCUUUGUAUAGAAACAUGUACAUUUUAAUUACAGUUGUGUUAUAAAAGUGUAAGCAGACAAACCCAAACUCAUUGCUGUAGAUCACUGGGGACAGUAAGGCUGGGCACUUCUUUUAAUGUAGUCAUAAGCUUUAAGCUUUCAUAAUUUAGCCACCUUUAAGCUUGACAUUCAAUACAGCUUUAUUUGUAAAGAGCCAGUUUACAACAAAUUCACUGUAUGACAUUUAAGUCCAAUGCAAAUCAAAUUCAGUAUAACCCAAAUUCCAGUUCAUUUUAUUUAUGUUAAUUUAAAGCCUAUUCAUAAAGAGUCAAUUAGCUAAACCAGUUGUGUGCCGAUGUUGCAAAGCUAUCUUUAACUGUGCUAUAAUGUUCAACACAGCACAUAUAGUUUUACAGAAAUUAACAAAAAGCAUGCCUUUAAUUAUUAUUAUGGUGAUCAUAAACUUGCUAGCUAGCAACAGCAGGUUUGAUCAGCUACUGCUAGCUAGCAAAUGACGGACUAAUGCUACUGUUUGGUCAGCAGAGUUGUUAAAAUGCAAAAUCUCAUCAAUGUUUAGAACUUGAAAAAACUUCAUGACUUUGUUUGCAUUUGUUUUCUCCCCCUUAAAUAUAUAUGUAUAUAUGUCCACUUGUACACAGGGAUUUUGAUAAUUAUUUUUUAUUUUAUUUUAUUUAUUUUUUUGUGCCUUUUGUACACACAGAGUUUUGGGGCACUAAAACUUUUAUUUUAGGAAAGCAACUUCCAGGAUGAAGAUUUUCAGAUAAUCCAGCUGUUACAUUUAACUGGUAUUUUUGGCUUGUAGUGUCAGACUGUGCGCUAGCAUCUGUGCAUCCUGCACGCCAAUAUGCACCAUUUACUCCUUUGUUUACAUGGCAUGACAAUGCUAAUGCAGUUAAUAGCAUAUUCAGUUUAGUCGCAGAUUAUACUAAAGAAUGAAAACAUUUUUGAGGACAGCGCUACAUAAACCAACAUUCCUAUGACACAAAAACAUUUUUAGAUUAAUUGGAUGCUGUGUUUUUACUUCUUCUUUGGCAGCUGAUUGGCCAACAUAGCAUCAGCGAGUGGGGCUUUAUUGCCAAUCAGGCUGUGCAUCUUCUUGUGGACGAAGAGUUUUUUUUAACAGGCUUUUUAAACAUAUAUAGAAAUGAAAACAUCUGUUCAGCAUAAGUUAUAAAUAGUGAGCUGUAACUGGCCUAAAUUCAUGUUAAGCUGUUUUAUAAAUAAAGAAAUAAAUUAAAAAUUAUGCUGUAAAAUUAAAUUAGCAGGCAACAAAAAGCUAACUAAAUACAAUUAAGUAAAUUAAUUGACAAAGUGUAAAACCACAUUUAAAGAAUUGCGAGGCUUCAGAUGACCUUUAUGAAACUGUGGCUGUACAUCGGUGCUUUUAGGAAGCUCAUUACACAACUGACCUUUUUGACAAAGAAAGACCAGGACGUAUGUCCAUGGAUGUCCAUGCUCAUCUAUAUUCUUGGUUUUAAAUGUAGGGAUGUGAGACAGAGAAACAUUAAUGGAAUUAAAAACACACAUAAGACCGUGAAUGUGGGGAAAUGCUUGUGUAGAUUAAAAAUGAAAUAAAACAGGCUGGUUUGUGAUAGAGUUUAAUUUGAUAAUCAUUGCUUAAACAUAUACCUGACUUGUCUUUGUCAGAGCUGAUUAAAAGUGAUGUUGCCCAACAGAGUUACCCAACAAUCUGUGGUUUGUUGCGGAUUCAAAGAAAUCUAUGUGUAGGAUCUUUAUAAAUGUUGUGUAUUUUACCAUUAUAUGAUUAAGGAAUUACUUGAAAUGAUUUUUUAAUAAAGAUUACACUUUU
Melanotaenia boesemani (Boeseman's rainbowfish) is the source of this 2686-nucleotide messenger RNA. It is a transcript of the gene cebp1, whose product is annotated as CCAAT/enhancer binding protein (C/EBP) 1. NCBI's taxonomy places the organism in Eukaryota, Metazoa, Chordata, Actinopteri, Atheriniformes, Melanotaeniidae. The record is from RefSeq and is a predicted model, not a curated record. Bases 125 to 730 code for a protein of 201 amino acids. The transcript has 3 exons. Gene Ontology annotation, biological process: myeloid cell differentiation; regulation of transcription by RNA polymerase II; DNA-templated transcription. Gene Ontology annotation, molecular function: RNA polymerase II cis-regulatory region sequence-specific DNA binding; DNA-binding transcription factor activity, RNA polymerase II-specific.